CCCCAUGCAAACCUAUGCCAGUGUACUGUCCAGCACCCCCUGGCUGGUAUGUGCACCACAUUGUUACAGACAAUCCCAUGCCACCUCCUAUUAUUACAGGUUCAGAAGUUCCCAUAGUAACAAUUCAACCAACCCCUGCAAUGCAAGAUACUAAGGCACCAAAAGAGAAGGUUAAAGUGAUCACUUCAAAGAAAGAGGCUGAAGUUUCCAAAGAGAAAACCAAGCAAGCAUCUGUAAAGAAAGUUCCUCUGCUGGAGGCUACAAAAGACAAACUGGAGCCAGGCGCCAUAAAGAAAGAGGCUGUAGUUUCCAAAGAGGAGACCAAGCAAGCACCUGUAAAGAAAGUCCCUGUGCUGGAGGCUCUGGAAGAAGAACUCAAGCCCGCUGCCAUAAAGAAAGAGCCCGAGGUUGCCAAGGAGAAGGUCAUGACCGCCCCAGUCAAAGAAGAGCCCGGGGCUUCUGAAGAGCAACCCGAGCCAACAGCCAUAAAGAAAGAAAAUGAAACUGCGGAGAAAAAAGAAGACAAAAUAACCGAGGCUAAACCUCCCUCAGCUGAUGGCAAAGCAAAAAUUACCCAUGCACCAAAGAUAUUACAGCGUGUUAAAUCUCACAGAGCAAAACCCAAAACUACAGCGGACGCAGGUAAACCUGCUGAGGCAGACAAAUCUGCUGACAAGGACACACAAGAAAAUGACCUGAAGCCCCCGGCACCAGGAAACAAUGUGACUGCCAGCAUGGACGCAGAGAAGAAAGGGCCUGGGAAAAAGAUGCCAUACAUGCAAUGCGUACUGGUGCGUGGGAAAAAGGGCCAGCUCCCCUUUUCCGCCUUCCCAAUUAUACCCCCCGUGAGUCCGGGAGAAAGACCCCCAAUGAUGGACUCCAAACCCAGACCCCCAGGGAACUAGAACACCAGGACGGCCCCCAUCUUGCGUCAGCUUGAUUUUCUUUGCACUGUAGGCCACGCCAGCAGUGGGGCGAUUUGUUUCCUCUAUUGUGACCUAGCUGGAAUGCUGGAAUACUACAAGGUCUUCACUGCAAACACAGGUCAAUCAGGGACUGAAGGAAAAGACCGACGGUUUUUACUUAUUUAUUUAUUUUGAACAUUUUCCAGGACAGGUUGAGCUGCCGUGGAUUUCAGAGUCUGUAAACCCCAUUCCUUUGCACAUGGCUUUUGCGUUGCGUUUGGUGGUGUCAAGUUCUAUGCUAAGUUUCUGUGUUGUUUUAAUAAUACAGUCAUUGCGGGGAGCGAAAGAUUUAACAUACCUAAUAAAGUCAAUAGGUGCAAUAGGUGUUACCAUAUACAGUCAAUCAAUUAACUUCUUAUUCAGUGAAAGCCUGUCAACAUAUAUACAUAUGUGUUAAGUAAAAAUGUAAUAACCUACUAUCACAGUUCAUUAAACAUAGCCAUUUUUACUUGUACUUAAAUAUGUGCAAUAUCAGAUUUUCUCUAACUUCUGAAAACACAUUUUUACCAAGUUAACAGCAAACACUUUUGCUCAGGUAAUUUAUUUAUAGUUACACAUUUAUUUAUUUGUUAUUGUAAAUUCUAAAAUAUAAAAAGUAGGUGGAGUGUCAGUUAUGUACAAUACACAUAGUGGAAUGCACCACAAAUAGAAUUAUACAUUUGUGUGUUUGUGUUUUGUCUUGUUUUUGCGACUGUAUUGGCGAAUCGUCCACUUGCCUGCUUUAUGUAGCUAUGUAUUAGCAAUCACAAAAUCCAUUUUUUAGGAUCACUUCAAAUAUAUUUUGGCAAAUUUUUCCAAAACUACUGUUAGUUUCAGACAGUCUUGGUUACUGUUGCUGUGGACAAUAAAAUAGACCCCAGUGGAAUGUUUUCACAUUUUUGUUAUUGAAGUAUUUUCCCAUUACAUGUUUAUCUACAAACGAUAGCAAGGUGUAAAAAUCAUUUUGGAUUUUGGCAGUUGGAAAACAUAUUAAUUAUCUAUUAAUCUACAAAUAUUUAUUUAUGGAACCCCAGUUUAUUUCUUAGUCUGAUUUUUUAGUAAAAACAGAUGACUUUUCUGAUUCCAAAGGAAAAUGUCUGCUUGAACGGUGAUGUGUCUACUUGUCCUGCACAUCUCAAUAAGCCUUUAUGACAGGAUUUAAGGAAAAUCUACCUUCAUGACUUGAACAAAUAGUACAAUGUGUUAUGCAUUGCAAAUGAAAUGGCGUUGACCAUUUUCCUUUUUUCCCUUUUUAUCCAGCUAAUGAUUUUUGCUGAGCUUUCCUUUGUUCCUCUGUUUUGCGCAAGUAUAUCCACCUUACAGUCCUCAGAAAGCUCCUCGCUGCUUUGCGUUUGUGUCUUUCUGUGUAUGAGUGUAAAGGAAUGAGCGGAAAGAGAGAGGGAGUGGGGACUCUGCUAAUCCACGAGGUCUCCCGCCAAUGACUAGAGCUAGCUACCUCUUUCUGUGCUGUGUGCAAGCAACGUUAGCGCAGCCGCAGAAGAGGGGGGCGGAGCCAAAGUGUGCUUUCACACUCUUAACGACCAACAAUGACUCUGACAAGGCUGUGUGCCCUGUAGAUGUUGUGCAACUGGUGAUGGUGAUGUUUCCACAAUCUCCCGGUCACGUCUGACAACAUUUCACACACAGCUCUUUCAACGUGCUCCUCAUUUUGACGAUGGUGCUGUUUCUAUGCUUUUAACACAUUCUGUGUAUUCAAAAUGAGGUUGAUGUGGAGAAUUUUGUAUUAUAAACUACCUGCUGCACUGAAACUCUUUAGUAAUUGAUCGUUCAGUGGGACUAUGAAAAAGGAUUGUGGAGGAGUAUAAUUUAUGUUAAUCUUUCAUAAGAAUCAGUUUAUGAAUCUGUUCAGUCACUGAUUAAAAUUGGACAAUACAGUAAAUAACACUGAUACCACUGUAAAAAAUGUUUUCCGGUGUAAGCCUGACUUAUGAUAAUUAUGACUUAAUUAUGGUUGUAAUUAUGUGGCGUUUCUU
Molecule: messenger RNA, 2938 nt
Organism: Anguilla rostrata (American eel)
Lineage: Eukaryota; Metazoa; Chordata; Actinopteri; Anguilliformes; Anguillidae
Exons: 18
Coding region: 15-905 (296 amino acids)
Cellular component (GO): sarcoplasmic reticulum; membrane
Molecular function (GO): signaling receptor binding
Source: RefSeq, a predicted model, not a curated record